This is a messenger RNA of Symbiodinium natans, 1704 nucleotides long. NCBI's taxonomy places the organism in Eukaryota, Dinophyceae, Suessiales, Symbiodiniaceae. The record is from the annotation of a GenBank genome assembly.
AUGCAGUUGGUUCCUUCCAUACUGCUUUUUUCGGUGCAUUGUGCCUUGUCUUUCUCGGAUGCAAGCUCCAUGAUGCGUUGGUUGGUGUUGGCAACAAAGCGCGAGCCUGCCUGCCCGCUCGAGAACCCAUUGAGGCUUCGUGUUGAAGAGGCCAUGUUGACAUUGACAGAAGAGAACUUCGUGAUUGCAAGCCGCUUCUUGCAGCAUGGCAUGUUCUUGGCCACCAUCAUGUACGAGUGUAUGGGGGCACCACGGUUUGCUGGACUAUGCUUCAUGUUCUAUGCGACUUUCUUGGUCAUAGCAAAGGGCCACAUCAAAAUGACAGCAGCGAGGGUCAAAGGCUUUGUGAUCCUGAAUUAUAUCACGUUCCUCCCGGUCCUGUUCGCUGGCGACCUCUUUGCCGCGCUAGGGCGACCGGAGGUGCUGGAUCAGCUCAAGAUGGCCUAUCGCUUCAUACUGGUCGUGCUCUACGUGGACGGUCGUUUGCACCUACCAGCUCAGUUUGCCACGUCGUCUUUGGAGGUGGCCUUCUACUUGUGGAAUCGUGGCUGGGAUGAGCCAGCGGUGCCCUUCGUGUUCGGCCAGGCGUUCACGGCAACGAUGACGAGCACGUUGAGCGUCGUCUUGGGGUAUUAUCUCCGCCAGCGACUCAUGGCCCAGUUCAGAUCCGCUGACGCCGAGUCUAUCACUUCAGGCUUCCGGCAGAUGCUUCGAGGAGUCUGUGAUGGCGAGGUGCUGCUCAAUGGCAGCUUGCAAGUGGAAGGAAGCAGCCGCUGCCUCAGCCGCCUCCUUUCAAGAAAGGAGCAGCUGGAAGGGAAGCGCUUCCAGGACUUUCUCCUAAAAGACGAUGAGGAGCAACGCCGUUUCAAUGAAUUCAUCUCCAGGCCCUCUGGAGGCUCCGAAGACACGCCCGCAUGCCUGCGCGUGUCCUUGUGCGGCACAUCAGCCUCCCGGAUCGGCGUCGACGUGUACCACGUGGCGCUGCCCCGCCUCUAUGGAUCAGAAGAGACCUAUCACCUGCUGGCCAUGAAGGAGGACGCGGUGCAGACAAUUCCCGAGGCGACUCUGGACCUCCCGGCGCCGCUCCAUCCGAGCUUGGAAAGCCGAUCUCCUGUUCGGAGGUCGGCCAGCCUGCCUGGGGGGGUGCAGCGCCCGGUGGCGCCUCGCAUAGGCGAGGUCCAGGACGCUCCAGCCUUCUUGCUGAGCAGCUUACCUCAGCUCUCGGACAUGGUGCUGCUGCUGGAUCCUGCCUCACCACAGCACGACAUCCGCCAGCUGCACCUAAACUACCAACAUAGCAAGAAACGGCGGUCUGAUGACGGCACUCCCAGCCUGAGAAAGCUUAUUCGGCCGACUGACUGGGAGUCUGUCCGGGCCAGCAUUAAAAAGUAUGCAGCCCAGUCGGGGCAGAAGUCGUUGCCCCAAAAGCUGCUGCGCCCCUUCUGGGUUCGAGUUCUUGACAAUCCCAGCAGGUACAUGCUGGUGCAGCAAGGAAAGUUGUACUUCUCGAAUUCGCACAGCUCGAGCAGCUCUGGUAGCGCGGGAAGUCGGCUUUGGCUCCAUCUUUCAGGUUUCACCAUUGCGAAAAAGACCGGGGCAGCACCUUCUGAGCUGCAGAGCAUCGGGGAGCGAAGUGAGCAGAGUGAGCAGGAGGACUCAAGAACAGAAAGCCGUGAGCAAACCGAAACGAUGUCCGAAGGCUGA